Messenger RNA from Rhea pennata, 1262 nucleotides. It is a transcript of the gene ATG3, whose product is annotated as autophagy related 3. The transcript has 12 exons. Gene Ontology annotation, cellular component: cytosol; phagophore assembly site. Bases 142 to 1086 code for a protein of 314 amino acids. Gene Ontology annotation, molecular function: Atg8-family ligase activity. The record is from RefSeq and is a predicted model, not a curated record. Gene Ontology annotation, biological process: nucleophagy; autophagosome assembly; autophagy of mitochondrion. Lineage: Eukaryota; Metazoa; Chordata; Aves; Rheiformes; Rheidae.
GGUGUUCGCGGGGCCGCCGCCGCCGCGGGGAUCGUCGAGCGUGGGAGGCGGCUGUGCUGGGGGAGGGAGGGCCCAGCCCGCCUGCCCGACGGCGGCGGCAGCAGCAGCAGCAGCAGCAGCAGCAGCAGCAGCAGCAGCAGGAUGCAGAACGUUAUCAACACGGUGAAGGGGAAAGCCCUGGAGGUGGCCGAGUACCUCACCCCCGUGCUCAAGGAGUCCAAGUUUAAAGAAACUGGAGUAAUUACACCUGAAGAAUUUGUUGCAGCUGGAGAUCACUUAGUUCACCACUGUCCUACUUGGCAAUGGGCUUCAGGAGAAGAACUAAAAGUCAAGGCUUAUCUGCCAACAGACAAACAGUUUUUGGUAACUAAAAAUGUGCCGUGCUACAAAAGAUGUAAACAGAUGGAAUAUUCAGAUGAACAGGAGGCAAUUAUAGAAGAAGAUGAUGGUGAUGGAGGAUGGGUGGACACUUUUCACAAUACAGGUAUAGUGGGUGCAACAGAAGCAAUUAAGGAGAUCACGCUAGACAGUAAGGAUAAUAUAAAAAUACCAGAACGUUCAGCAUCUUGUGAAGAUGAUGAUGACGAAGAUGAAGGGGAAGCUGCAGACAUGGAAGAAUAUGAAGAAAGUGGGCUCUUGGAGACAGAUGAUGCAACGCUUGACACAAGACAGAUUGUAGAAGCUAACAAAGCUAAAGUUGAUGUUGGAGGGGAAGAUGCUAUUCUACAGACUAGAACUUAUGAUCUGUAUAUCACUUAUGACAAAUACUACCAAACUCCAAGGCUCUGGUUAUUUGGAUAUGAUGAGCAACGGCAGCCUCUAACAGUAGAGCACAUGUAUGAAGAUAUUAGUCAAGAUCACGUCAAGAAAACAGUGACAAUUGAAAACCAUCCUCAUCUUCCUCCUCCUCCCAUGUGCUCAGUUCAUCCAUGCAGGCAUGCAGAAGUGAUGAAGAAAAUAAUUGAGACUGUUGCAGAAGGUGGGGGAGAACUUGGAGUUCACAUGUAUCUUCUUAUUUUCUUGAAAUUUGUACAAGCAGUCAUUCCAACAAUAGAAUAUGACUAUACAAGGCACUUUACAAUGUAACUAAAAUAAGAGAUGUUCUGUUCUACUCAUCAAAUCUGACUUUUUUUAAAUAACCAAUACCUGUGACUUACUCAACAUUAUACACAGUUUCUGUAAUUCUAACCUUUUGUCAAGUUGAUGCAUUAAAAUAAACUGUUCCAUUACCAGCCUUUUAAUAAAAAUCUUUGUGUGUAAUA